UUUACCCCAAUCGUGCGAGGGCGGAUGUUCCAUCAAUUUUAGUACAAAUACGCGGAGGAGCAGCUCAUUUGAUAAAUUAACAUUGAAAAAUGUCGCAGGCUAUUGAACCAUACUUCCCAUUGCACCGAGGCACAAGACUGAAUUGGGAUUACAAGGUGAAUCUGAUUGGUGAAAAAGUUGAAGAUCCCAUGAUUCAUUGCUGUGAGAAGUGCACCUUACCAAUUUUGAGUUAUGGCCGCAUGAUUCCUUGCAAACAUGUAUUUUGUUUCAACUGUGCCAAGACAACGGACAAACACUGUCUCCGAUGUGGAGAUGCUGUACAGCGUAUUGAGCAGUCGCCUCUUGGCAGUAUUUAUGUGUGUAAUUUUGGCGCACCCAAACACAGCCCAAAAGGAUGCAAAAGGACAUACUUAUCCCAACGAGACUUGCAAGCUCACAUUAACCACAGACAUAUGAAGUCUCAACAUUCAUCUUCUGCAAGAGUGCAAACAGGAUCAAGUGUGCAGAGGGAGGCAGAAUACACACCAGCACAGCCUGAUAGAUACCCCUCAGUAUCAGUCCCUACUAUUGAGCAUCUUGGGUAUAAUGAAGUACCAGCCCAGCAAACGAACAGUUACCCUAUCAGCACCAUACCAGUGGUUACAGGUGGACGUCCAUCUAAUUUAAUUACUGUGCAGCUGCAGGAUGACAAAGAGUAUCAUGAACCAAGAGAUCCAAGAACGUAUCAGCCAACAGCGCCCCCUCCACCUCCGCCAUCACAGCACCAUUAUACACAGAGUCAGGCAUCACCUGCUAUACCUCAUCCAAUCUCACAGACAGCCUUUCCCACUCCACCACCACCAGCUGUGCAUGACCCAAGGCAACAAGCUCCACCUACUCAUCCAACCAGUCAUUACCCACCAACACCUACGUCCCAUACACUCCCUCCUGUUUCACAUGUUGUAGCACCUGGCUAUGAUCCCAGGUACGUCCCAGGCCAACUCCAAUCCGAACAAAGUUCCACAUUCCAUAGCCCAACAUCAGUAACACCUGGAUGGUCUCAUCCUGGUGUACCACCUCCACGAGUGCCAGGAUCUCUUCAUUCUCCACCACUUAAUGCUCCAACGACGGAUAAUGUCUAUGGUGCAUCAUAUUAUCAAUAAAUAUGUGGGUUCUUUUUAUUGUGAUAAUCUUUUACAUGAUGAUAAAUCAUGUAAAACCUUAAAUUGAAGCCCUGGGCUUUUUUUUUUUUUUUUUUUUUUUUUUUUGCGAACUUUAGAUGGGCUUCUAUUUUUGCAAAGUAAAGAGGGGGAGGGGGACUUAUUUUCAAAAUGAAUGCUGUAAAUUUGUACUAUAAAUCAAUAAAUAUGGCCACUGUAAUAUCAGUCUGUAUUAUGGAGUGUAUUUAACUGACAUUAAAUCACCUAAACAAUUGUA
Messenger RNA from Anneissia japonica, 1416 nucleotides. RefSeq names its product E3 ubiquitin-protein ligase Hakai-like. The record is from RefSeq and is a predicted model, not a curated record. Gene Ontology annotation, molecular function: ubiquitin protein ligase activity. Gene Ontology annotation, biological process: regulation of cell adhesion; protein ubiquitination. Bases 90 to 1142 code for a protein of 350 amino acids. NCBI's taxonomy places the organism in Eukaryota, Metazoa, Echinodermata, Crinoidea, Comatulida, Comatulidae. The transcript is spliced from 5 exons.